GGUACAUUACAUUUUAAGAUAAUACUGCUUACUGCUCGCCCUUUGAUGUUAAAAAGGCAACAGAACCGUGGCUAAAGAUAAUAACAUAAGACUCCUGCGACGAACCUGAGUGCCGUCAAUCAAGGGCUAAGCUAGCUGAACUGAGCCGUCAAAGGUGUUUUUCCAUCGGUGAAACCUGGGAAAUGGAGCAGUUUGUUGCGUCCGUCACACGCCUCACAGGGAGCCUUCUGCAGAAGCAGCAAACAGAUGCGACUGAUGCCAUUGACAAGAUAUUCUCAGAGGUCACUAGUCUAGAGGAAAACGUCAAAAUUGUGGAUCCACAGCUUGAGGAGUGUGCCGUCCAGCUGUGGAACUGGGCUGUUAGCAAGAAUGUGGGCGCCUCCAUAAGUAAAACUGAGAAAGCCAAAGUGCGCCAUGCUGCAUGUUGUCUGCUGUACUGCAGUGAACCUGAUCAUCCGACAGAGGGCACCAUCCGCAAGCAGUUCCAAAUGGCCAGCAGGACCGGAAGGACCUGGCUGGACUGCAAGAAUCCCCAGAUGGCAGAUCACUUUCUCAGGCUCGCUGUCAAGAGCCUGGAAUCCCUCCACAAGCAGCUCACAUCCAGAGGUGACGGCGCAUCUGGCAACAACUCGUGCAAAAUGGAAGUGGAGAAGGACCUGCUUCGAAUCCUCUCCUGUCAAGCGGAAUCGGCUAUCAUUCGAGAGAGUAAGCAAGAGGCCGUGGGCCACGUGCAACGUUGUAAAGACAUGCUGCAGCGCCUACCAACACAAACUACGUACCUUUCCCUGAUGUGCUACAACUUUGGCAUCGACACUUACAAGCAACAAAAGUAUGAAGACAGCGUGUUCUGGUUACGGCAAAGCUAUGACAUUGGCAAGAUGAAUGUGAAAUACGCACCUGAAGCAAAGGUCCAGGCGAAGGUUUUGCGUCUCUUGGCCACGGUUUACUUUGAGUGGGACUGUCACAGGUUUCAUGACGAGACUCUUAUUGCUGUCGACCUGGCUAACAAGGAAUGUGUGAGCGCCUCGGGAUUCUUCUUGAAGAUCAGAAUUCUCCUGAGAUGUGGCGACUCUGAUGAGCACAUCCGAGCAGGUCUGAAUGAGAUGCUGCAAUCUGGGGUUUCUCUUGACGUGUGUCUCAGCACAGUGAGGCUUCUCAUAUCUGAAGACCGAGAAGCGCAGGCCUUUGAGCUGCUGAAACGUGCGAGUCAGCAGUUCGAGUGGUCGCCCGACCUGGGAACUGCUCUUGUUCUGCACAUCGAGCUGCUGCUGCAGCGAGGCAAAGAACUGCUGGGCAAACAGAAGAUAGAGGACAUCAUCACCGGACACUACACGGGCAAACAGCUUGCACCACGAGAGCUCUCCAGCCUGCAUGCACUAUUAUGGGACAAAGCGUCUAAAUAUUUUGAGUCCGCAGACUACACAGAGGCCCUGCAGUGGUAUAACUACUCUCUGAGUUUCUUUAAGGCCGGGGAGAUGGACUCCGACUUGGCCAAACUGCAGAGAAACAGAGCUUCCUGUUUCUUGCACCUGAAGCAGUUGGAAAAGGCCAAAGAAGCCAUUAAAGAGGCCGAGCGUUGUGAUCCAGACAGCAUUUUCACACAGUUCAGCAUUUACAAGAUAGCGGUGCAUGAGAAUGAUGUGGACAGAGCUGCGAAGGCCGUGGGUACGAUGGCCCUGCUAUCCAGUAACCCUGCAGCCAGCGGUCCCGUGCCUGACAAUGCUGCGUCUAAACUCCUCAGUCUGGCUGCUCAGAUAGCCUUGGAGAACGGACUGCAGGACACGGCCAUGAAAGCACUGGAGAGUUUGUGUGAAACCUGCACAGACCAAGCUCUGGUUCUGAUGGCUCUCAGGUGUCUGGUCCGGCUGGUGCUCUCCACCAUAGAACAGUCCAGUGAUGAGAAAAGGGACGCCAGUCUGGAUGUGCUGCUGCCAUAUUUAAAGAUGGCGCUGCAGAAAAUGUCACAGCGGUCGUGCAUGACUGCGGAGCAACGCACGGACGAAGCCAACUGGUUCCGGAAAAUCGCCUGGAACUCAGCCCUGCGGUGUGAGAGCUGCCCUGGCAGGAUGAGGGACUUCUUUCUUCUCUCCUACCAGCUCUCCCAGAUGUGCUGCCCGGAUCGUACGGUUCUUCUCGCCCAGAAGACGUGUCUGUUCAUGGCAGCUGCCGCCUCCCUGGAGUCCUACAGGAGGUCCCCCCAGGAGGACAGGACUCAAGAUCUCGUCCAGGCUCUGGAGCACAUUCAGUUAUGCGCAGAAGUCUGGAAAACUCUGAAAGCCACAGGAAGCUUCCCAAGGGACCCAACCGACACGCUGCUGCUGCUGUACGAGUUCGAGGCGCGCGCCAAACUCAACGACCCCAAGCUUGAAAGCGUGCUGGAGUCCAUCCUGGAGCUGGAACACCUGGAGGCCAAAGUGCUGGAGACCAUUGCAGCCUUAGCCAUGGAGCCCCCGGCCCACUUCCCUCUGCUGUGCAAGAAGGCCCUGAGGGGGGCGCUGUCUCUGCACAAGAAACAACCUCAGGCCGACCUGGCGCACUGCAGCAAAUGCAUCCACAGCCUCAUCAGGCUCUCGCUCCCUGCCGGCGUGUCCGACGUGGAGCCCCGUGUGCUGGAGGAGGCCUGGGACUACUACGAGGAGGCGCUGUCCAUCAUCGCCACGUCCCCUGACGACUUCCCAGAGACGGAGGUCCUGUGGCUGCUGACCCGCGCCUGGAACACCGGCAUCCUGCUCUACAGCCUGGCUCGCUACGUGGAGGCCGAGAAGUGGUGCGGUCUGGCCAUGGGCUUCGUCCGCCACCUGGGAUCCCUGCAAGACAGCUACAAGACCCGGAUGUCAGGUCUCUACAGUGACAUCCUGGAUCGGCUGGAUAAAACACAGAGGAACGUCUUCAUGGAGGAAUGACGCAACUGGAGCAGUUGUAUUUGUUGGUACUGUACACAGUACUCAGUAGUUGUAGUACUCUACGUGUUAUACAGUAUAUGUUCAUCCAGUACUCCCACUCUUAUUGCAAAGGGUUAAUAAAGUCUG
Doryrhamphus excisus (bluestripe pipefish) is the source of this 3029-nucleotide messenger RNA. The record is from RefSeq and is a predicted model, not a curated record. Lineage: Eukaryota; Metazoa; Chordata; Actinopteri; Syngnathiformes; Syngnathidae.